Molecule: messenger RNA, 1470 nt
Organism: Cyclocybe aegerita
Lineage: Eukaryota; Fungi; Basidiomycota; Agaricomycetes; Agaricales; Hemipholiotaceae
Source: the annotation of a GenBank genome assembly
AUGAAUGAAUCUCUAAUCAACCCAUUCAGUACCCUUUCCCAUCCAACUGCUGUUCAAACCUCUCUGUUUGCUGGUGCCCUUUUCGCGAAGUUCGAUCCUACAGGACGGUUCAUUGCUGCGGCGCGUCUGAAUGGCUCUGCAGAGGUUUGGGACCUGGAGACACGCGCUCCUAUUCGGUGGUACGAUGGGCACGUAAAGACGAUCACCAGCAUAGACUGGUCACGCAAUUCUCGAUAUCUUUUGACCUCCGCAAAAGACUGGAAUGUUCUAAUAUGGGACCUAUCUUCAACAUGCGACCCUCCACAGCGACACGCUGCCAUUCGCUUCGAUGCACCCGUUAUGUCCGCGUCUUUUCACCCUAAGAACAGUCAGGUAAUUCUCGCCGUGCUCGCAACAGGUGAAGCCUACGUCUGUGAUCUGCGAAAGCAACACAAGUCGAGGGUAGAAUUGCUGGAGACGAUCCCAGACGAAGGAGACGAGGAAGAUAUCCCACCACGUGCACCAAUGACAACAGCGCGUUUUGACCCCACUGGCAAAAACAUCUUCGUUGGCACAGCUUCUGGAUAUAUCCUCAUCUUCAACACACGGACGAAAACGAUGAUAGCUCGACACAAAAUCUCCGGUGCAGGCGCGAUGAAAAGCUUCGAUUUUGCCAAGGCAGGACGACGCGUCGUAACGAAUUCAUCUGACCGCACCCUCCGCCAGUUCAUCCUCCCGAAUUAUGCCCCAUAUCAACCCAUCUCGGAGACGGAGCAACCACCGUUCCUUGAUGUCGAGCUCGAGCCUACGCAUCGUUUUAGCGACCCUAUUAACAAAACUGCGUGGCAUGCGAUGUGUUAUAGUCCGGAUGGGGAGUGGCUUGCUGGAGGUUCUGCAGACCCUGCUGGGCACAAAAUAUAUGUUUGGGAUCUGUCAAACGACGGCCAACUAGCCACUGCGCUUGACGGAGGGCGUGAACCAUUGACAUACCUCCACUGGCAUCCCACAAAGUCCUCUCUAGCUUCGACAACAAACCACGGAAGCAUUCUCAUAUGGCACAACCCGACGCCGGAACGAUGGGGCGCCUUUGCCGGUGGUUUCGAGGAGGUCGAUGAGAAUGUCGAGUACGAGGAACGCGAGGACGAGUUCGAUAUUGAAGACGAAGCGGUCCUCUUUGAACGCAAGAUGAAAGCCGAAGAAGAGGAAGUCGACAUCGACACUGUUGUUUCCGGCUCACAGACCUCUGCUCUUUUCGGAGGCUCCGGACCAACACCAACUUCCGCACCAGAGACCCACAGUGCUGGCGAAGCAGGAACCCCCGUUCAUGUUGCAAGCUUAGGGAUGGAGAACGGAAAUAGUGCAGCGGAUGUAGGUGACCUAGCGGGUAUAGACGUUGACGCGGCGUGGGCAGAGGAGGACCCAGAUUGCGACGUGCUGAGCCAGUGGAAGGUGAAGGUUGUCAUGGAUAACGACGCUGCCGAUUUCUACUGA